Messenger RNA from Halteromyces radiatus, 327 nucleotides. RefSeq lists its product as uncharacterized. Lineage: Eukaryota; Fungi; Mucoromycota; Mucoromycetes; Mucorales; Cunninghamellaceae. The annotation marks the transcript as partial. The transcript has a single exon. The record is from RefSeq and is a predicted model, not a curated record.
UUUGUGAAUGAUGUGAAUAUACCUGAUGGAACUGAUAUGCAAUCUUCUCAACGUUUUCUCAAAAUGUGGAAGAUCAAAAACAAUGGUCGUAUCCGUUGGCCCGCUGGAUCUACUUUGAUUUUUAGUGGUGGUGAUAUCCUUCGUCCGUAUCCUCCUCAAUAUCAGCAAAACACCGUCAUUCCUACUAUCCUUCCUGGCGAAGAAGCUUGUAUUUCCGUUGAACUCUGUGCUCCUGAUACUCCUGGACGUCAUGUUAGUUAUUUCCGCCUCGCCUCACCUGAAGGAAUUCGGUUUGGUGAUCGUCUUUGGUGUGACAUCAAGGUUGUA